Molecule: messenger RNA, 2140 nt
Organism: Trichophyton rubrum CBS 118892
Lineage: Eukaryota; Fungi; Ascomycota; Eurotiomycetes; Onygenales; Arthrodermataceae
Exons: 3
Coding region: 1214-2140 (308 amino acids)
Source: RefSeq, a predicted model, not a curated record
AGUUUAGCGAGGGGCGGUCCGACCCGCUUAUUUGGGGCUCCUAAUUGGCUGGCUAUCAAACAAGCAAAUCAAACUCAAGGAGCAGCGAAGUUAAAGUAGUAAGGAGAAGUGGGCAGCCAUGAGCUGCUCGUACAACCAUCACUUGGGAAGAAGAAUUUGUCACUGGUGAGGUGGUCCUGAGGCAAAACCUCCACAGCUAAACGCAGACCUAGUGGAAACAUAACUUAAGGGUUCCGUACGGCUAUGAUAAUGAAAAAGUAUGCAGUUGGCGAGUAGGUCUCGAUAUCGAGUGGGGAGAUCAAGGAGACCUCAAUGCCGUUAAUCACUCCUUUAGCAAAUGGGUAGAAUAGGACGACGGCCCACCUCGAAAUUGAGCACCCCUGCCACAAGGGGCACAGCGGAAGAGAAUAAGAAAAUGAAUCCGGGUAGCAGCAUGGUAGAAUUAGAACCAACUCUGUCAGUCUUGAAGUCGGGAUAGACGUAUGCAAUAAUCUGGCCGGUUGGUCCAGGGACUAUCAGCUGGCCAUUCUAUAUAAAAUCUGUCAAAUAAUGAAAUUCGGAGAAAAGGUUUUGCCAAACUAGUUAAGAAACCAAGAGGCGCUUACCAAGGGUGAUUGCCAAGGGUGUGCAGUGACGAGCUAGAGUAGAACAUGGUUUACAAAUAAGCAAGUAAUGAAGGCAAAUGAUCUAGCAAUACAGACCAUUAAUGCAUAUAAACACAUGAUACAGACAGGAACAUAAAACAGGAGAGCAGUCGCUGGUGAAUCUGAACACUGCAAGGAAAAGUGUUGUUGGUAAUUACUGUAACCAAAAGAAAUCAGCCUUACAGGCUUGCUUGUCACUAUAGAUAGUUCAGUGAGCUCCAGUUCACAACACAGUACUCCGUCUUUUAAUGAAUUAUUUUCUAUUUAUUUGCCCCGGUGUGUAGGAAACUCGGCAUAUUUGAUAUCACUGCCCAUUCACUCUAUCUGCAAGGAUGUUCACAUCUCCCGCUAACUCCCAUCAUAGUAGAAACCCGAUAUCAAGGCAUGAAUUUUCCUGACUCCCUUCACCAUAACCACGCUCAUGGCAUGAGCUAGUGAACGGAGGACAGUGAGAUUGCCUAUAUAAAGCAUGGAAUUUUUUCGCUGCUGGAAGAAGCUGAUGGUUUCGCAACUUAAUUUUCUUCCUGUUCAAAAAUUUGUUUAUCACCAGCUUCAUUUUCGCAACAACUAUGAUGGUUAACAUUCAGUUGAUACUUGGAGUCAUUAUCCUCCUCGGUACGAGGAAGGCUGCCACAGCUGCCCUACCUCCCCACCCUUGCGCUUUCGCUGCAACAGCGGCAAAUGGUGACACCUGUCAGUCCUUAGCUGCCGAACGAGGAAUUGGUAUGGACCAAUUUUUGAAGCGGAAUCCAGGCGUCAACUGCAAUGCUCUAGUUGCCGGGAAGACCUACUGUUUAUCUGCAGACGAUUCUGCGCCUGGCCCGACUGCGAGCCUGAACCCAUCUCCCAAAGUUCCAACAACAACUUUGAGAGCAGUUCAGACUAUGAGUCCAAAGGCAUCGACGGGUACUCCUGCAAUAACUCUUGUCUCUCGCUCUGGACCAAUUAGAUUUAUGACUGGAAUGGCCCCAGAUUGCCUAUUCUAUCACCCGGUGGCUCCAGGUGAUACCUGCCAGAGCAUCGUUGAUAAGUAUAAGUCCUUCACCCUCGACCAGUUCUACGCCUGGAAUCCUGCCACUGGUAGGAACUGCGAGUCUCUAUGGCUGGGAUACUAUACCUGUGUUGGUGUCAAGGGCGGACCAAACUCUCCUUCGCAGCAACCUCCCUCGCAGCAACCUCCUUCGCAGCAGCCUCCUUCGCAGCAACCUCCCUCGCAGCAACCUCCCUCGCAGCAACCUCCCUCGCAGCAGCCUCCCUCGCAGCAGCCUCCCUCGCAGCAGCCUCCCUCGCAGCAGUCUAAUACGUCCCAACAAACCCAACCAAAUGUUAACUCCAAGUGUAACAAGUGGUAUCAAGUGGUUCCCGGGGACUACUGUCAGAAAAUCGCUGAUAAAUUCAAUAUUUCCCUUCAGACCUUCUACGCUUGGAAUCCUUCUGUGGGCAGUACCUGUGCCAGCCUCUGGGCAGGGUAUAAUGUGUGUGUUGGAUCUGCCUAA